Molecule: messenger RNA, 2343 nt
Organism: Cladocopium goreaui
Lineage: Eukaryota; Dinophyceae; Suessiales; Symbiodiniaceae
Source: the annotation of a GenBank genome assembly
AUGGCCUCGCAAGUCCUUACCGGCUGCCAAUACAUCGAUGUUCAAGGCAGUGGUGUGGUCCCCAAGCAAGAACUUUCAAGUUUCCUUGGAUCCGCCCUGCCCGAGUGGCAAAAGGAUGACAUGGACGCUUUGCUCAACAAGUGGGGCGAAAAUGUGAAAUAUGAGGACUUCGUCUCAUGGCUGUUUGAACUGCGCGAGAGUCGCGAGGCGUCAGGGAAGAAGUUCAAGGUGGCCAUUUUCUCCUGCGCGCCCUAUGAUCGUGAAUGGUUUGACCUAACCAACCAGGAUCUCGGCUGCAGCCUGGAGUUUACCUACAACUCCGAGCAGUUGAACAUGGACACCGUGAAGCUGGCAGAAGGUUGUGACGCCGUUUGCACCUUCGUGAACGACUUCGCAGGUGCAGACAUUGUGGAGAGUCUCAGCAAGGCGGGCGUUAAAAUGAUCGCGUUACGUUGCGCCGGCUUCGAUCGUGUGGAUCUGAAAGCGGCUGAAGCACACGGCAUCACUGUGGCACGCGUGCCCGCCUAUAGUCCCUAUGCGGUUGGAGAGCAUGCUGUGGCACUGAUGUGCUCUUUGAAUCGAAACAUCACGCGUUCAUACCGCAAUGCUCGCAUGGGCAACUUCGGAUUGAAUGGUGCAAUGAUCGGAAGGACAUUGCACGGCAAGAGAGUUGGCAUCAUCGGCACAGGCUUGAUCGGUUCCAUCACUGCAAGAGUCAUGAAGAAGGGUUUUGAAUGUGAAGUGGUCGCCUAUGACGUCUUCGAGAAUCCCAAGAUCAAGGAUCCAGAGCCUGCAGGUUUGGAGAUUCCUUAUUUACCACUGGAUGAGUUGCUUGCGACCUGCGACUACAUCUCAUUGCAUGCACCUUUGCUGCCAUCGACGAAGCAUAUGAUCAACUUCGACAAGUUGAGCAUCAUGAAAAAGGGCAUCAUGAUUGUCAACACCUCCCGUGGUGGACUCAUCGACACCAAAGCGUUGAUUCAUGGCUUGAAGACUGGCAUCAUUGCUGGUGCUGCAAUGGACGUAGUGGAAAAUGAGGCACCCUUCUUCUUCAGGAACUUUAGCAACAGUUGCAUUGACGAUGACAACAUUUCUGUGCUGUUGCGCAUGCCGAACGUCAUCUUGACACCGCAUUUGGCAUUCUUCACCCGAGAAGCCUUGAAGACGAUUUCAGACACCUCGUUGAAGAGCAUGAUAGGCGUUCGUGACGGCGAGGGCCCACCCAAGCAAAAUGGCAAGUUGGACUGCGUUUGCCGUGCACCGAAGGAACAACCAAAGGACCCAAAGAAGUGUGAAGGAGCAGCCCAGGAAAGAAAGCAAGAAUUGGUUCAGAGGAUGUCUUUCAUGGAGCAGCUCCCUUUGCCAGUGAACCCUUUGAAGGCGGAAGCUUUUGCUCCCUUUGAAAACACCGAGAAACCUUUCCGCAUCGCCUUCUUCUCAGCAACUCCCACAGAGGUGGCCGCCUUCGAAAAGGGCAAUGAGGACUACAAGGGAAACUUCACCUUCAACUUUUACAAAGCUGCCCUGAACAUCGAAAGUGUGGACAUGGUCAAGGGUGCUGAGGGAGUCUGCAUUUUUGUGCAUGACGAUGCAUCAGCAGAGGUCUUGAAGGCCUUGAAGGCUCAAGGCGUGAAAAUUGUUGCAUUGCGAUGCAGCGGCACCAACAACGUGGACAUCAAGACGGCAAAGGAAAUAGGGCUGACGGUGGUGCGAGUGCCCGCAUAUAGCGCAUCAUCCACCGGCGAGCAUGCAGUCACAUUGGCCACCUCGGUGAUCAGAUGCAUCCCUCAGGCAGCGGAGAACACCAGGCGUUGUAACUUCGAGCUGAAUGGACUUCUUGGCUUUGACAUGAUUGGAAAGAAGGUGGGCAUCAUUGGUGCUGGCCGAACUGGAAAGGUUGCUGCAAGGAUCUUCAGCAUGGGAUAUGGAUGCCAAGUUAUGGUCCAUGAUGUGGUGGAGAAGCCUGAUGUCAAGGAUCCACCACCAAACGGUCUGGGAUUGCCCUAUGUGUCCUUGGACGAGAUCUUCACACAGAGCGACAUCAUUUGCAUCUUUGCACCGGAAAAACCAGAGACCUUGAAGAUGAUCGAUGCAGCUGCCAUCAAGAAGAUGAAGAAGGGCGUGAUUGUCGUGAACACUUCAAGGGGAGGCCUCAUCGACAAUCAAGCUUUGAUCGACGGAUUGCGUUCAGGCAAGAUCGGCGGAGCCGGCUUGGAUGUCGUGCAAGGAGAAAACGAGUAUUUCCACACUGAUUGGAGCAACAAACCCGAAGCUUGGCAGCUUGAGAGCUUGAGAGAGCUGGAGCAGAGCCUCAGGGUCGGCUUGUUGCCAUGCCUGUACUGA